Aphis gossypii (cotton aphid) is the source of this 2032-nucleotide messenger RNA. RefSeq names its product helix-loop-helix protein 2-like. The transcript is spliced from 5 exons. Gene Ontology annotation, molecular function: protein dimerization activity; RNA polymerase II transcription regulatory region sequence-specific DNA binding; DNA-binding transcription factor activity, RNA polymerase II-specific. Gene Ontology annotation, biological process: regulation of transcription by RNA polymerase II; developmental process. NCBI's taxonomy places the organism in Eukaryota, Metazoa, Arthropoda, Insecta, Hemiptera, Aphididae. The coding region runs from base 319 to 987 and encodes 222 amino acids. The record is from RefSeq and is a predicted model, not a curated record.
CGUACGAUACUUCGCGGCGACAUCGGCGCCGCAACCCCUGAACACGAUCAGUCGCGUUUCGAACCGCACACGUACACGACGCUCGCUUCCCAGCUUACCCAUAUACACACACGGCCAAGCUGCACAUCCACACACGCCGCCACAUCAUAAUAUUAUUGUAAUAUUAUCAUCGUUGUUCACUUCUAUACAUCCGAUCAGCCGGCUUCAGCUGCUGCUGCUGCAGGAGUUCUCCCGUCGCCGAUAUUAUAACCGUGCAACUUUGUUGCCGCACUGCCCGAUUGUUUUUUUAAAAAGAUUUUGAUCACAAAAGGCUAUGCAAUGAUGAGCAUUGGCGAAGAAUUGAAAUCCACCAUGCCGUCCUUCAUGCAAUUCUGCUCCAGAGUUGACCAAGGAAACGUACAAGAAGACUGGUGGACCGCCGGAUCUGACGCAGAAGCGUUCGCUCACAGUCAUAAGGAAGAAUGGCUAUCGGACUCGGACAGUCAAAAUACGAUUAUUUGCAGCACGACUAGCUCGUCGCCCGGACCUUCGUCGUUGUUGUCCACUUCUACUGGGGGUGGCCAGAAAGCCGGUUCGUCCAAAGCCAAGCAGGGCGGUCGAUCCAAAGACACGCCGGCCGGACAAAAACCUGCCCAAGUGGUGGCUAGACGGAACGCACGCGAGAGACGCCGAGUACAGGCUGUCAACUGGGCAUUCGCCAGACUCCGGAAAGUCGUUCCUUUAGAAGAAAACAAAAGUAAGAGGAUGAGCAAAGUUAAGACUCUACAAAUGGCCAUUGAAUACAUUAACCAAUUGCAAGGUGUUCUAUCAUUGCAGAGCCAGAGUCCACUACAUAAUAAUCACCCUGAACCAGAACAUCAUCAAUUGCUAACGACGGCCGACAUCAAUCUGUUCUCCGACAUACAGUACAAGAUCGAACCUGGCGAGCUUCAAUUUCGCAUGCCUCCCAAUUUCUACACCCAACUAUUGACUGAUCAUCAAAAUUGACAUGGAAAAUUUCGUGCUAAUUUUCAUUAAAAAUUUUCAUUCAUCGUGUAUUAUUAAAGUUAAAAAUAAUUGUCUACUGGCUUAAAUCAAUCGUAAAUGACGAGAGUAUCUAGCCUAUUUGUUUCUUUUAUUAUUAUUAAUAACAUCAUUAUUAUUAUUAAUAACUUCAUUAUUAUUAUUAUUAUUAUCAUUAUUAUUAUUAUUAUUAUUAUUAUUAUUAUUAUUAGACAAUGAUAUUUUGUUUUUGUCACGGUAAAUUUUCUUCUAAACGUGUUAUUGCCACUUUACAACAGAUUAUUAUAAUUAAGGUGGUCAAAUACUGUAAUGAUUACGAAUUGUUUUAUUCGAAUUUCAACAUUCAUUUUUUUUUUUUUUAUAUAUGACUUCAUAAUAUUUAUUAUGUUUUUGUUAACUUUUGUUUGUACAUUUUAAAGUCUAGUCAUUACGCUUUUAAGUUGAUUACGAUUAGGUACACUUUUUUCUCUUUUUUUUUAUCAUUAUCUUUGAAGGUGCCUUUUCUCCGCAGCGGCAAACAGUGAAACAGCUAAAACAGCUAAACUCCACGUCUAGACGCUGCAGAGAAAACGUACCUUUAAUAAUAUUCAUAAUAUGAAUAUCAUCUAAAUUUACCGUAUAUUAUAUUGCUAAAUUAUAAAACUAUUAUUUUAUUAUUUUCGUAAUUUUUUUUAUAUCAAUGAAAUUUUAAUUACUUUUGUACCCAUUAUAUUUAGCAAAUAUUUUUUUAAGGUAUUUUUAUAACGAAUUUUUUACUUUUCUAAAAUAAUGUUACCUACUUAAGUAAAUAUAGAUUAUUAGGCUAUGACUAUCGACUUUUUGAAAUUGCUCAUUUGAAAACCGCCACAGGGAUAAAAGUUUAAAUAUUUUUAAACGUUUUGUUGAAUUAUAUGUAAUUUAUAAUGCUCCUGUCUGUACAAAGGCAUAUUGUAUUAUUUUUUAAGUGCCUUAUUUCCAUUUUAGUGUUAAGUUUAUAUUGUAAAUUAUUUUUACUAUAAAAAAUAUAUUUUUUUUUUGUACAUACCAAAAA